Molecule: messenger RNA, 951 nt
Organism: Coccinella septempunctata (seven-spotted ladybird)
Lineage: Eukaryota; Metazoa; Arthropoda; Insecta; Coleoptera; Coccinellidae
Product: lactoylglutathione lyase
Exons: 5
Coding region: 176-733 (185 amino acids)
Molecular function (GO): lactoylglutathione lyase activity; metal ion binding
Source: RefSeq, a predicted model, not a curated record
UUUUCUUCUAUUUUACUGAAAAGCUAAAAUUGAGGAUAACGGAAAUACUAUUUUAAAUAUGUUUUAAGCAGAAUUUUCCUAAAAAAUUCACAUCCCUGUGACCUUGAAUGUAAAGUGAGGUUAAUGGUUGAUGGAAAAAUUUGAAAAACGAGAAAUCUGAUUACAUCUUUUCAUCAUGGGUGAUAAGUCUAAAUCGCCUUAUUCAGUAGAAGAUAUCAAAAAACUGUGUAAACCGCCAUCUGAAGAUACCAAGGAUUUCAUAAUGCAACAAACUAUGCUCCGUAUUAAAGAUCCUAAAGUAUCCAUUCCUUUCUAUACUGAAGUACUUGGAAUGAGUUUACUCUGUAAACUGGACUUUCCAGCUAUGUCUUUCUCUCUUUAUUUUGUCGGCUAUGAAGAUGGGAAAGAUACAGAUGCAGAAAUAGAUUCGCCAGAAAGAGCAGAGUGGGCAAUGAGUAAAAAAGCAACCAUUGAAUUAACACACAACUGGGGCACUGAGAAUGAUCCUGAGUUCCAGUAUAAUACUAAAAAUACAGGAUUUGGCCAUAUAGGCAUAAUGGUACCGGAUGUCUCUAAAGCUUGUGAAAGAUUUGAAAAAUACGGCGUGAAUUUUAUAAAGAAGCCAGAUGAUGGUAAAAUGAAAGGAAUCGCUUUUAUAACGGACCCUGACGGAUACUGGAUUGAGAUUUUGAAUGAUAAGGGUACCAAGAAAAUUCUACAACAAAUAUCCUGAGUGAUUGUGUAUAUUCUGAAUAACUCAAGUGUAAUUUGAAAAAUAGAUACGAUUUGUUCAUUAAACUGUUUAGUAUCUAUAAAACUCUACUGUAAACGAAAAGUGACUUACCUAACCUUAAUCAAUAACCAGGAAAACUGAAAUCUGCAUCAUUUAUUCAACAAAGGGGGCAUUGAAUGAACGAUUCACUAAUAUAAUAAUAAAUACAUUAUGAUAAA